Messenger RNA from Chaetomium globosum CBS 148.51, 2364 nucleotides. RefSeq lists its product as uncharacterized. NCBI's taxonomy places the organism in Eukaryota, Fungi, Ascomycota, Sordariomycetes, Sordariales, Chaetomiaceae. Gene Ontology annotation, biological process: tricarboxylic acid cycle. Gene Ontology annotation, cellular component: cytosol; mitochondrion. Gene Ontology annotation, molecular function: aconitate hydratase activity; 4 iron, 4 sulfur cluster binding. The transcript has 6 exons. The record is from RefSeq and is a predicted model, not a curated record. The coding region runs from base 1 to 2364 and encodes 787 amino acids.
AUGUUGGCUUCUCGUCAGCUCCUGGGCGUCGCCCGGAGCCGCGCUGUCGGCAGCGCGAGCCUAGGCCUCCGCCGUAUGGCAACCGUGACUGACUCUCCCCUGGACAAGAAGGUCCGACAAAACAACUGGGAGGAGGGCAACUUCAUCAACUACAAGAAGAUGUCAGAGAACCUUUCGAUCGUCAGGUCAAGGUUGAACAACCGCCCCCUCACCUUCGCCGAGAAGAUCCUCUACUCUCACUUGGACGACCCGCACAACCAAGACAUUGAGCGCGGCGUCUCCUACCUCAAGCUGCGGCCGGAUCGCGUCGCUUGCCAGGAUGCCACCGCUCAGAUGGCCAUUCUGCAGUUUAUCAGUGCUGGCCUGCCUCAGGUCGCCAACCCCACCACUGUGCACUGUGAUCACUUGAUCGAGGCCCAGAUCGGCGGUGCCAAGGAUCUCGAGCGUGCGGUGGGCAUCAACAAGGAGGUUUAUGACUUCCUCGCGAGCGCCUGCGCCAAGUACAACAUCGGUUUCUGGAAGCCCGGCUCUGGUAUCAUUCACCAGAUCCUGCUCGAGAACUACGCUUUCCCCGGCGGUCUUCUCAUCGGCACUGAUUCCCACACUGUGAACGGUGGUGGUCUCGGUAUGGCUGCUAUUGGCGUGGGCGGUGCCGACGCCGUGGAUGUCAUGGCCAACCUUCCUUGGGAGCUCAAGGCCCCCAAGGUUAUUGGUGUUAAGCUUACCGGGCAGAUGUCCGGCUGGACUGCCCCUAAGGAUAUUAUUCUCAAGGUUGCCGGUAUCCUCACUGUCAAGGGUGGUACCGGUGCCAUCGUCGAGUACCACGGCCCUGGUGUUGAUAGCAUCUCUGCGACCGGCAUGGCUACCGUUGCGAACAUGGGCGCUGAGAUCGGCGCGACGACCUCCGUUUUCCCCUUCAACGACCGAAUGUACGACUACCUGGUUGCCACCAAGCGCAAGGAAAUCGGUGACUUCGCCCGCUCCUACGCCAAGGAGUUGCGCGAGGAUGAGGGCGCCGAGUACGACCAGCUCAUCGAAAUCAACCUGUCCGAGCUCGAGCCCCACAUCAACGGCCCCUUCACCCCCGAUCUUGCGACCCCGAUUUCCAAGUUCACCGAGGCCGUCAAGACUAAUGGAUGGCCCGAGGAGUUGAAGGUCGGUUUGAUCGGCUCGUGCACCAACUCUUCAUACGAGGACAUGUCACGCGCUGCCGCGAUCGCUCGUGAUGCUCUCAACCAUGGUCUCAAGACCAAGUCUGAGUUCUUCGUGACCCCGGGUUCCGAGCAGAUCCGCGCAACCAUUGCGCGUGAUGGCCAGCUCCACACAUUCGAGGAAUUCGGUGGUGUCGUCCUGGCCAACGCCUGCGGCCCUUGCAUUGGGCAGUGGGACCGCCGCGACGUCAAGAAGGGCGAGGCCAACUCUAUCAUCUCGUCGUACAACCGCAACUUCACCGGCCGCAACGAUGGCAACCCUGCUACGCACUCUUUCGUCACAUCUCCUGACUUGGUCGUGGCUAUGUCGAUUGCCGGCACUCUCAGCUUCAACCCCUUGACCGAUAAGCUCAAGGACAAGGAUGGCAAGGAGUUCAUGCUCGCCGCUCCUACCGGUGAAUCUUUGCCUGCCAACGGCUACGAUCCCGGCCAGGAUACCUACCAGGCCCCGCCCAAGGACCGCAAUGCCGUCAGCGUCCAGGUCUCGCCCAGCUCCGACCGCCUGCAGAUCCUCUCCCCGUUCAGCGCUUGGGACGGCAAGGACGCGACAGACUGCCAGAUUCUGAUCAAGGCCCAGGGCAAGACCACGACCGACCACAUCUCGAUGGCUGGCCCCUGGUUGAAGUACCGCGGUCACCUUGACAACAUCAGCAACAACUUGCUGAUCGGCGCUAUCAAUGCCGCCAACGGCGAGGCCAACAAGGUCAAGAACCAGACCACCGGCGCCUUUGACGCCGUCCCGGCUGUUGCCCGUGACUACAAGGCCAAGGGUAUCAAGUGGGUUGUCGUGGGAGACUGGAACUACGGCGAGGGCUCUUCUCGUGAGCACGCUGCCCUGGAGCCCCGCCACCUUGGCGGUCUCGCCAUCAUCACCCGGUCGUUCGCCCGUAUCCACGAGACCAACCUGAAGAAGCAGGGUAUGCUUCCCCUGACCUUCUCGGACCCCGCCGACUACGACAAAAUCCAGCCCGACGACAAGGUCGACAUCCUUUGCACCGAGCUCGCCGUCGGCAAGCCCAUCACCAUGCGCGUGCACCCCAGCAACGGCUCGGCAUUCGACAUCAAGCUGUCGCACACCUUCAACGAGGGCCAACUCGAGUGGUUCAAGAACGGCAGCGCGCUUAACACUAUGGCCAAGAACGCCAAGAACUAA